AUGCUUCUAGAUAUUUUUCAGUCAUUAUUUUUCUUUCUUUUUCUCUUCCUUCAUUCAUGCCGUUGUCUUUUUUCAUCAUUCUUUUUCAUUAUAUUUUUCUGUUCAUUAUUAUUUUAUCUUCCGCUUUUAUUUCUUAAUUUUCUUUAUUAUUGUAUUUUCAUUUUUUUCUUCUUUUUUCUUCCUCUCUCUUUCUCUAUUUUGCUUUUUGUAUUAUUAUCAUCAUCUCCUCCUCCUCCUCUUACUUUUCCUUUUCCUCGGUAUUUAGUUCUUUAUAUUUUUUCUGGUACUUUCUAUUGUGUACUUUUGUUUAACCCUCUCUCUCUUUUAUUUUCUUCUUCCUCUUCUUCUAGUUACUAUCAUCAUCAUCAGUAUCCUCCUAUAUCUUCUUCCUCAUCUUUCUUUUUCUUCAUACUCUUAUUCAUUUGUUCUCCUUCAUAUUCUAUAUUCUUUGUCCUGUUCUUUUCUAUUUCUUCUCUCUUUAGCUUCUGGCUUGUAUUUAUUUGUUCUCCUUCAUACUCUAUACUUCUUCUUCCUCUUCUUUUUUUCUUCUUUCUUUUGGCACUUAUUUGUUUGUUUUCCUUCAUACUUUAUACUUCUUCUUCCUCCUCCUCCCUUUUUCUUCUUCUUCUCUCUCUUUCAUUUUCCUUUGGCUCUUAUUUGUUUAUUCUCCUUCAUACUCUAUACUUCUUUUGCCUCUUCUUCUUUUUGUUUUCAUUCAUUUGGUCUCCUUCAUACUCUAUACUACUUCUUCCUCUUCAUUUUUCUUCCUUCUUUUGGCUCUUAUUUGUUUAUUCUCCUUCAUACCCUUUACUUCUUUUUUUUCUCUACCUCUUUUUCCUUCUUCUUUCUUUUAGCUUUUAUUCAUUUGUUCUCCUUCAUACUCUAUACUACUUCUUCCUCUUCAUUUUUCUUCCUUCUUUUGGCUCUUAUUUGUUUAUUCUCCUUCAUUCCCUUUUUUUCUUUUUUUUUUUUCUCUACCUCUUUUUCCUUCUUCUUUCUUUUUUUUUUAGCUUUUAUUCAUUUGUUCUCCUUCAUACUCUAUACUUCUUCUUCCUCUUCAUUUUUCUUCCUUCUUUUGGCUCUUAUUUGUUUAUUCUCCUUCAUACCCAUUACUUCUUUUUUUUUCUCUACCUCUUUUUCCUUCUUCUUUCUUUUGGCUUUUAUUCAUUUGUUCUCCUUCAUACUCUAUACUUCUUCUUCCUCUUCAUUUUUCUUCCUUCUUUUGGCUCUUAUUUGUUUAUUCUCCUUCAUACCCUUUACUUCUUUUUUUUCUCUACCUCUUUUUCCUUCUUCUUUCUUUUAGCUUUUAUUCAUUUGUUCUCCUUCAUACUCUAUACUUCUUCUUCCUCUUCAUUUUUCUUCCUUCUUUUGGCUCUUAUUUGUUUAUUCUCCUUCAUACCCUUUACUUCUUUUUUUUUCUCUACCUCUUUUUCCUUCUUCUUUCUUUUGGCUUUUAUUCAUUUGUUCUCCUUCAUACUCUAUACUUCUUCUUCCUCUUCAUUUUUCUUCCUUCUUUUGGCUCUUAUUUGUUUAUUCUCCUUCAUACCCUUUACUUCUUUUUUUUUCUUUUUUUCUCUUUUCUUUUGGCUUUUUAUUCACCUUCUUUUUCCUUCUUCUUUCUUUUUCUUCUUUUAUUCAUUUGUUCUUCUCCUUCAUACUCUAUACUUCUUCUUCCUCUUCAUUUUCUUCCUUCUUUUUAUUCAUUUGCUCUUAUUUGUUUAUUCUCCUUCAUACCCUUCUUUUUGGCUUUAUUUUUUUUUCUCUUCAUACCUCUUUUUUUUUUCUUCUUUUUUUUCUUCUUUUAUUCAUUUGUUCUCCUUCAUACUCUAUACUUCUUCUUCCUCUUCAUUUUUUCUUCCUUCUUUUGGCUCUUAUUUGUUUAUUCUCCUUCAUUCCCUUUACUUCUUUUUUUCUCUACCUCUUUUUCUUCUUUCCUCUUUUUCUUCUUCUUCUUCUUUCUUUUCUUCUUUUAUUCAUUUGUUCUCCUUCAUACUCUAUACUUUUUUCUCUUCCUCUUCAUUUUUUCUUCCUUCUUUUGGCUCUUAUUUGUUUAUUCUCCUUCAUUUUCCCUUUUUUUCUUUUUUUUUUUUUCAUACCCUUCUUCCUUUUUUUCUACCUUCUUCUUUUUCUUUUAGCUUUUAUUCAUUUGUUCUCCUUCAUACUCUAUACUUCUUCUUCCUCUUCAUUUUUCUUCCUUCUUUUGGCUCUUAUUUGUUUAUUCUCCUUCAUACCUUUUUCUUUUUUUUUUUCUACCUCUUUUUCCUUCUUCUUUCUUUUGGCUUUUAUUCAUUUGUUCUCCUUCAUACUCUAUACUUCUUCUUCCUCUGCAUUUCCUUAUUAUUAUCAUAA
Acanthosepion pharaonis is the source of this 2349-nucleotide messenger RNA. The record is from the annotation of a GenBank genome assembly. Lineage: Eukaryota; Metazoa; Mollusca; Cephalopoda; Sepiida; Sepiidae.